UGUGUUUCAGGGAAAUUGAUAUGGGAAGAAAAGAUAUUAUGUGCUUUGCUUAUGGUUUUUGUUCGUCAGCAAAUAUCUGCCUCGCCAGAGAUGGAUUUAGUGGUAUCUCGACAAGCGGAGGAAAUUAAAAAUGUCUUAAAAGCAGUAUCGUUCCUCAUUUUAAAUUGUAAAAAAGAAUUCCAAGAAUUCAUUUGGGAAAUUUGUUUAAAAUUUUUGCUGAGUGCAAGUGAUUUGCUGCUUGUCGGUCAUUAUAAUGCUGAUGAUUUUGGUGCUUCUGAUGUUAUUGGAACAUUAUUGGACGAAUUUCUGCGUGCGGCGCGUUAUGAAUAUUUACCUUCUCCUUCAUAUUGGAAGACAUUAACGAUUGCUUGCAGAAGAUGGAAGCACCAGGUUUUUAAAAUAUUAUAUUAUAAAAUAAAAUAUUUGAGCAAAUUUGUGAGUUUAUAUGGCCAACUUUUUUAA
Molecule: messenger RNA, 462 nt
Organism: Dracunculus medinensis (Guinea worm)
Lineage: Eukaryota; Metazoa; Nematoda; Chromadorea; Rhabditida; Dracunculidae
Source: the annotation of a GenBank genome assembly